This is a messenger RNA of Gallus gallus (chicken), 3185 nucleotides long. It is a transcript of the gene ZBTB32, whose product is annotated as zinc finger and BTB domain containing 32. Bases 129 to 2126 code for a protein of 665 amino acids. The record is from RefSeq and is a predicted model, not a curated record. Gene Ontology annotation, biological process: negative regulation of transcription by RNA polymerase II; regulation of cytokine production; regulation of immune system process. NCBI's taxonomy places the organism in Eukaryota, Metazoa, Chordata, Aves, Galliformes, Phasianidae. The transcript has 7 exons. Gene Ontology annotation, molecular function: protein binding.
GGCGGCGGCGAUGAGAGCGGGCAGUGCGAACUGCCGGAGCAGCCGCCGGCCGCCAUAGUCGGCACACAAAGCUAGUCCCAGAUUUGAGCGACGGCAAGGCACCCUAAUGAGUGAACCUCGGGAGUGCUAUGGAUUUGACUAAGAUGGGCAUGAUACAGCUCCAGAACCCCUGCCACCCCACGGGGCUGCUGCACAAAGCCAACCAGAUGCGCCUGGCGGGGACGCUGUGCGACGUGGUCAUCAUGGUGGACAGCCAGGAGUUCCACGCUCACAGGACAGUGUUAGCUUGCACUAGUAAAAUGUUUGAGAUCCUCUUCCACCGCAACAGUCAGCAUUACACCCUGGACUUCCUUUCACCAAAGACUUUCCAGCAGAUUCUGGAGUAUGCUUACACAGCCACCCUCCAGGCAAAGGUUGAAGACUUGGAUGACCUGCUCUACGCAGCUGAGAUCCUAGAAAUAGAGUAUCUAGAAGAGCAGUGCUUGAAGAUCUUGGAGACCAUCCAGGCAUCUGAUGACAACGAUGCCGAAGUCACCAUGACGGAUGGAGGUGCCGAUGAAGAGGAGGACAGGAAAUCGAGGUACAUCAAGGGGCUCUUCAUCUCCAAGCAUUCCAGCGAGGAGAGCGGCUACGCCAGCACGGCUGGGCAGAGCGGGCCGGGCGCUGUGGUGGAGCAGAGCCCCUCAGUUUCCACGUCCUUUGGCCUCUCCGCCAUGAGCCCCACCAAGGCGGCGGUGGACAGCCUGAUGAGCAUCGGGCAGUCACUGCUGCAGGGUGCUCUGCAGCACAACGUCCCCGAGGAGCCGCACGCUGCCGGCCGCCACCCCGGCCCCAGCGAAGUCAAAACCGAAGUGAUGCAGGUGGAAGAUGCCUCCAGCCAUGAGAGCCCACAGCCGGCAGAGUCGGGCGCUUCCAGCGGGGAGAAAUCCGAUGACAAGAGCAAGGAAGACCCUGGCACCCCGACCCGCAGUAGCGUUAUCACAAGUGCCCGCGAACUGCACUAUGUCCGCGAUGAGAGCACGGAGCAGCCUCCCGAGGCCACACAGGGGAUGCUGGUGGGGCCGGAGCAGUCUGCGGCUGCGAGUGAGAAGCCUUUGGGUGUCUACUCUGUGCUCCCCAACCACAAAAGUGACUCCGUGCUCAGCAUGCCGCCCUCCAUGACAUCCACCCUUCACAUGCAGCCAGCCCUGGCCGUGUCCAUGGACUUCAGCGCUUACGGAGGGCUCCUGCCCCAGGGCUUUAUUCAGAGGGAGCUGUUCAGUAAGCUCGGGGAGUUGGCAGCCGGCAUGAAAACGGAGAGCAGAGCCGUGGGCGAGCAGUGCAGUGUGUGUGGGGCAGAGCUGCCAGACAACGAGACCGUCGAACAGCACCGGAAGCUGCACAGCGGUAUGAAGACGUACGGAUGCGAGUUGUGCGGGAAGCGGUUUCUGGACAGCUUGCGGCUGCGAAUGCACUUACUGGCACACUCAGCGGGUGCCAAAGCAUUUGUCUGUGAUCAGUGCGGUGCGCAGUUCUCAAAAGAAGAUGCCCUGGAGACACACAGGCAGACACAUACUGGUACAGACAUGGCUGUCUUCUGCCUGCUCUGUGGCAAGCGCUUCCAGACACAGACCGCCUUGCAGCAGCACAUGGAGGUGCACGCCGGGGUGCGCAGCUACAUCUGCAGUGAGUGCAACCGCACCUUCCCCAGCCACACUGCCCUCAAGAGGCACCUGCGCUCCCACACAGGCGACCACCCCUAUGAAUGCGAGUUCUGCGGCAGCUGCUUCCGGGACGAGAGCACGCUGAAGGGCCACAAGCGCAUCCACACCGGGGAGAAGCCCUACGAAUGCAACGGCUGCGGCAAGAAGUUCAGCCUGAAGCACCAGCUGGAGACCCACUACCGCGUGCACACGGGUGAGAAGCCCUUUGAGUGCAAGCUGUGCCACCAGCGCUCCCGGGAUUACUCGGCCAUGAUCAAACACCUUCGGACCCACAACGGCGCUUCCCCAUACCAGUGCACCAUCUGCCUGGAGUACUGCCCUAGCCUCUCCACCAUGCAGAAGCACAUGAAGGGCCACAAGCCAGAGGAGAUCCCCACCGACUGGAGGAUAGAGAAGACCUAUCUCUACCUCUGCUACGUCUGAGGGACAUGGAGGGGACGCGGGGCUGAGUCGUGGAGGACUGGGCAAAAAAAAAAAAUGCAUCGUCCAUGGCCUUUUGUUUCCAUUUUUCGUUUGUUGCUGGAAGGAUCCCUCACUGGGUUGAGGAUGGGGAGGUGCGGGCACGUGGUGCUCACUGUGCUCACAGCGUGGGGGUCACAUGCUGGGAAUGCCUGGGGGCUGCGAUCCGCCCUUUCCCACCCAUGGCCCCUUCCCCUCCCCAGCCCCUUGGCACUCUAUGGGGUGCACAUCCCCUGACCCCACUCCCUUCACCACCGCCAACCAGCAGCCAUCCCACCCCGUGCAGGUGGCACUGGGUUGAUUGUGUGCGAGCAGCAUAGUUUGUGCCUCACCCCGACAUCGUGCGUGUGAGCAGCGAUUUGGGAAUGCUUUAAUUUCAUUUUUCUCCUUUCUAUCCCCAUCAGUGACCCCUUUGGAGGAGCUGUUGUGGACCCCUCUGGGCGAGGCGGUGACCCUUGGGCUCAGCCCCACGUUGAGUGGGAGAUCAGCACCCCGCAGGUGGGACAGCAGCCGGGGCUGCGCUCACCCAUUGGGCCCUACUGGGGGUUGUUGUGGGGUGCUGCCGGAGCUCCCACGGCUUUGACAGAAAUCUGGAGCAAAAACCUCUGGUUUGCAGGGGCUGCGUGAGGCCGCGAUCCUCCUCCUGACCAAAGACCUUUCUAUGCAUUUCUUUUUCCUUUUCUUCUUAUUCGGGAGGGGAAGACGAAGCCUUCAGCAGGAGGAUGAAGCUGGGGGCUGCGUGCUGCUCCCUGUCCCCAUUGGAGCUGCAGCUCCUGUCCCGCAGUGCCCCCGGCCCUGGGUGAGCUGUGGCAAUGCUGGGCCAGGAGAUUCUCUCUUUUCUUCUUUGUGUUUUCGGGUGCUUGGAAUGUGCCAACACUUUUUUUUUUUUGCCCAGCCCUCAACUCCCAAAAUCUGCGGUGGAGCGGACGGUAACAAAUGGCUUUGCUCUGUUUUGGUUUGGGUGUUGUUGUUAUGUUUUUUUUUUCUUUUGCUUUUGGUUUGUUUUUAAAAGUUUUUUGACUC